This is a messenger RNA of Amborella trichopoda, 3945 nucleotides long. Lineage: Eukaryota; Viridiplantae; Streptophyta; Magnoliopsida; Amborellales; Amborellaceae. The record is from RefSeq and is a predicted model, not a curated record.
UAAAUCAUAGUGAACGAGCAUCCACCGUAGCAGGCCAGCAGCCAUUAACCCUUCGCUCGAUGUCUCUUCUCUCUCUCUCUGAUAAUCUCCCUCUCUCUCUCUCUUCGAUAAUCUCUCCCUCUCUCUCUAAAAAUUUGAGAGAGUGAUCAUUGCCAAGAAGCUGUUCCCUUGUGGUAAGAUUAACGAGGGACCCUAUAUCGUUCUUCUUCUGAAAAAACAGAACUGCCGAACGAGCCAAUGAAGAAGCUCCUCAAGAAAACUCAUUUCAUACGCCAAAAAUGCCUUUUAAUGCACUGUAAAAUCCUAGAAACCAGGCCUUUUUGUACCCAUUCCUCAAUAGAAGCAACCCAAGAAGACCAUGACAUUCCCGAAAAGCUCUGCAAUUUGUUGGAAGACCAUAAUUGGGAGUUUCUCAUUGAUAGUUCUGAUCUCCGUCACAAGCUCAAGCCUAAUCUGAUACAUAAAACUUUGUUGCAAAACCAGGUAACUGAUCCCAAACGCCUGCUCAAUUUCUUUAAUUGGUCAGAGAAACAAAUGGGUGCUUCACAAACUCUAGAUUCAUUCUCAUUUUUAGCUGUAACUCUCUGUAACUCUCAGCUUUUUGGGCUUGCUGGUGGUGUGUUAGAGCGCAUGAUUAGGGCUUAUUCUUCGCCUGAGAAAUUGGGUAAAGGGGAGAUUGUGAAAUCAAUCACUAAUGGAUUUCAUCAAUGCGGGAGUGAUUCGAAUCCGGUGGUUUUUGAUGUGCUUAUUGAUGUAUAUGUGAAGAUGGGUAUGCUUGAAGAAGCUUCAAAUGCUUUAUUUUCGAUGAAAAACAUGGGUUUUAGACCUAAUUUGCGACGCACCAACUCAAUUUUGAAUGCUUUGCUUAAAAAGGAUAAGAUGGGUUUGUUUUGGAAGGUCUAUAAUGGCCUGUUUCCGGGUGAAUUUUCACCUGAUGUGUAUACUUAUAGCACCUUACUUCGUGCUCACCUCAACAGUCGAGAGAUAGAGAAGGCAAAAGAGAUUUUAUCUGAGAUGGAGAAGAAGGGAUGUGCCCCAAAUGCCAUAACUUAUAACACCCUUAUAAUGGGUCUUUGCAAAGCUGGUUCUCUAUCUGAAGCUUUUGAAUUGAAGAAGAAAAUGGCCCAAAAAGGAUUGAUUGCUGAUGGGUUCACUUAUGGUGCUCUUGUACAUGGUCUAUGCAAGGAGAAAAGGACUGAAGAGGCAAAACGGGUUAUCACUGAAAUGCUUGAGAAUGGACUAAAGCCUGACUGUUACAUUUACAGUAGUUUGAUUGAUGGUUUGGUGAGAGUAGAAGAAAUUGAAGAGGCUUUCAGUGUAAAAGAUAAGAUGGUGGCGUCGGGUAUUCAGCCCAGUGCUAUAACAUAUAACAUGCUUAUUCGUGGGGUAUGCAAAAAGGGUAUGGUGAAAGAAGCUGAUAAGCUCUUGGAUGAGAUGGUGAGGAUGGGUUAUACCCCAGAUUCCAUGGCUUAUACUUCAGUUAUUGAAGGCCAUUGUAAGAAUCAGAAUUUGGCCGGAGCUUUCGAUCUUCUUGCCAAGAUGAAGCAAAGAAGAGUGAAGCCAUCUGUGGUAACUUACAGCAUUUUGAUAAAUGGGUUGUGUAGAUCGGGGGAUUUACAGAGAUGUAAUGGUGUAUUGGAGGAAAUGUCAAAGGAAAAUGUGAAGCCAAAUGCUGUUAUUUGUGCUACUCUUAUUACAGCUCACUGCAAGGAAGGGAAUGUCGAAUUGGGAUGUGAGAUUUUAGAUGGUAUGGCAGGGACAGGUGUGCCUCCGGAUGUCUUUUGCUACAAUACCCUUAUUAGUGGCCUUUGCAGGGCAGGGAAGAUUGACAAGGCAAAGUCAUACUACCAAAAAAUGAUUGGUGAAGGGUUAGAGCCUACUGCUUUUACAUAUGGGUCUUUCAUCCAUGGUCAUUGCAAGGCUGGGCAGAUGGGUGAUGCUCUUGUAUUCUUCAAUGAGAUGCUCGAUCAAGGUUUACUUCCAAAUGAUGUUAUAUACACCACCGUUAUUAAUGGACACUGUGAAGCUGGAAACACAGAGGAAGCAUUUUCUACUUUUCGUGCUAUGUUGGGCCGAGGUGUGAUCCCAGAUGUGAGGGCUUACACUGUGCUUGUUAAUGGCCUCGCAAAGGCUGGAAAGAUGGAGGAGGCUCUUGGGGUUCUAUUUGAGAUGCACAGUAAGGAUCUGACUGCUGAUGUUUUCACUUAUACGGCUUUGAUCUCAGGGUUUUGCAAGAUGGGUGAGAUCGCUAAGGCUCUUUUAUACCUUGAAGAGAUGCUUGAAAAGAAGAUAGAGCCGAACAUAUCUACCUAUAAUGUUGUCCUUAAUGGGCUUUGGAAGUCUGGUGACAUUGAGAGGGCCAAAGACAUGUUUAGAAUAAUCUUUGCAAAGGGUCUAACACCAACUGCUGUGACCUAUACCAUAAUGAUCGUUGGGCAUUGCGAUUCGGGGGAUGCAAAAGAGGCACUCAGGCUUUAUGAUGAGAUGAUACAACAUGGGAUAGUGCCUGAUAGCUUUGCUUACAAUGCUCUCAUUGAUGCUCAUUGCAAGGAAGGAAACAUGACAAAAGCUCUUGACCUGUUCAAAGAAAUGGUGGAAAAGGGCCACUCAGUGGCCGUGCUUUCUUUUAAUACUUUGAUCGACGGGUUUUGCAAAAUGGGGAAGCUCCAAGAAGCCGACCGAUUAAUGAAAGGUAUGGUAGAUAACCAUGUUAUGCCCAAUCAUGUCACAUACACAACAAUGAUAGAUGGCCAUUGCAAGGCGGGCAAUAUAAAGCAGGCCCAUCGCUUGUUUGGGGAGAUGCAAGAGAGAGAGGUAUUUCCAAAUGCAAUCACUUAUACAUCACUUAUUAAUGGGCAUUGUCAGGAAGGGGAUAUGGGAGAGGCUUUGAGGUUAUUUGAGGAGAUGGUAGCAAGGGCCAUCAAGCCUGAUGAAGUUACUUAUGGUGUGCUCAUCCAUUCUCUUUGCAAAGAAGGAAAUUUGAUUGAGGCCUUCAAGCUGGGAAAUGGAGCUCUAGACAAUGGAGUGUCAAUAAGUCUUGCUAUGUAUAAUGAACUUAUAGGUGCACUCUGCAAAAAGGGCGAUCUUGGGGAAGCUUUGAAAUUGCUUGAUGAGAUGAGGAGGCAAGGGACAAAGGCUGAUAAUGCUACUUAUAGUACUUUGAUCCAUUCCUCCUGUGAAAUUGGUAAUUUGGAUGGAGCCACUACGCUACUGCAGAAUAUGAUGGAUGAUGGGCUGGCCCCAAGUAAUGAAACUUUGAGCGCCUUGAUUAAGGCACAUGAGAAAGUAGGCAAUGCUCAUAUAGCCGAUGAUCUUAGAAAGCAAGUAAGAGAGGAAGAAGUAAUCCUAGAAGCUAGUAAUCCUUAAUAUGGAAGAGCCAUAAUUAUGUGCUCAUCAGUCUGCAUGGUGGGGAAAGAUGUAGUCAUUCAAAGGAAAUAUGGCAAGCAAUUAAAGACCAUUUCGGGUGGUGAUUCAAAGUUGGAGAUUACUUGCAUUAGACCAUCACUACUCUGAUUGAAACAGGUAUCUUCUUAUGAAAUAUGGGAAUACUUGAUUUCUUUUGUAUCAAUAUCGAUUGGUUUGGACUGCUCUUUCUGCUUCUUAUGUUGAACUCGACAUACUAAAGAGCUAUGUGAAGGACCGGGCUAUUGCUGUUUGGGAUUUCUUUCCUUUUCGUAUCUUUUAAAUGCAUUGGAUGAGCUAAUUAGCUAUCACAAGUCUGGCCUUAACUAUUCUUCUAGGACGACUGGAGCAUAUGUUUGCUAGUUAGAUGUAUUUGAUGCUGGGCAUGCUUUGAAGCUUCUGAAAUCAAGAAAAGCUCCCAGGAAAAUUCCAUAAUUGUAAAGCAUAACUGAGUGCGCAUGACCAUAUACUAUGGCAUUUUGUUUGUUAUGUUAUUUUCUAUGAUUGGGGAGAAAGAGUUACAUGUAUUAUGAAGGUUUAACA